UGAAAAUGAGUUUCAAAGUCACAGUACUCUGUGUCGCUACUUUCCUAGUCCAGUGCAUCUCUGGCCAAAACUGUGGCUGCAUCACAUCACCCAACAACGGCGGCCUCUUAACCGUGAACAGCAACGGCCCCAUUAUUCCCUCCGGCCUCGCGCUAGGCGCGGAGCUAACUCUAGCCGGGGACUUAGGCCUCUCCGGCGCGCUGCCGUUCCUGAUCGCGGUGGCGUUCGAAGGCCAGCACCCCACUAGCGGGUUGGCAGCAGUAUCGUACGGCUGCGGGGACUGCGUGGCCAUCAAGCAGGAGCGCGGGAACCCGAGCGGGGACAAUGCUAACGUCAAUUCAGGCUCCCCGUUUAUUAGCACGUGUGGUGGUAGACGCUCUUAAAUUUUAGAUAAAUGUAUCAUA
Molecule: messenger RNA, 404 nt
Organism: Cydia strobilella
Lineage: Eukaryota; Metazoa; Arthropoda; Insecta; Lepidoptera; Tortricidae
Product: chorion class CB protein M5H4-like
Exons: 2
Coding region: 6-383 (125 amino acids)
Biological process (GO): multicellular organism development; chorion-containing eggshell formation
Cellular component (GO): egg chorion
Molecular function (GO): structural constituent of egg chorion
Source: RefSeq, a predicted model, not a curated record